AUGAUCUUCCUCUCUACCCUCUUAGCCCUGGGCCUUCUAGCCACAGUUGGCACCGCCUCAUCCUCGGGCUGCGGCACACAGCCGACCCUCACAAAUGGAGUCCACAACAUCAAUGACCGCGAGUACAUCCUCAAGCUCCCUGACAGCUACGAUCAAAACAAACCACAUCACCUCAUUUUCGGCCUUCAUUGGCGAGGCGGAAACAUGAACUCUGUCGCCAACGGCGAGGGUGUUCAACCUUGGUAUGGUCUCGAAAGCCGAGCACAAGGCAGCGCAAUUCUGGUAGCUCCUAAUGGCAGGAACGCUGGCUGGGCCAACACCAAUGGCGAAGACGUAGCCUUCAUAGACGCCAUCAUCAAGCAAGUUGAGGAUGACCUCUGUGUGGACACGAGUUCUCGCUUCGCGACGGGAUUCAGUUGGGGUGGGGGCAUGAGCUACGCGCUUGCUUGUUCGCGGGCAAAGGUGUUCAAGGCAGUGAGCGUGUUGAGCGGUGGACUGAUCAGCGGGUGUGAUGGGGGCAAUGAUCCUAUCGCUUAUUUGGGUAUUCAUGGGAUUAACGACCCCGUGCUACCCUUUGACGGUGGGGUAAAUUUGGCGAAUAAGUUUGUUGGGAAUAACGGGUGCCAGCCAGAAAAUGUUGGUAAAACUGGGGCCGGGAGUAAUGGUUUCGUUCGAACGGACUUUCAAAGAUGCUCCAGGCCAGUGUCGUUUAUUGCCUUUGACGGGGGACACGACGCUGCACCCCUUGGCAUUUGGAAUUCUCUGGCCCCGGAUGCGACUUGGGAGUUUUUCAUGGCCGCUUAA
Messenger RNA from Penicillium argentinense, 804 nucleotides. Its product is annotated as CE1 family esterase. Lineage: Eukaryota; Fungi; Ascomycota; Eurotiomycetes; Eurotiales; Aspergillaceae. The transcript has a single exon. The record is from RefSeq and is a predicted model, not a curated record. Gene Ontology annotation, molecular function: feruloyl esterase activity. Bases 1 to 804 code for a protein of 267 amino acids.